AUGGCCGAUGCAAAGAUGCAGGAACUUCUUGCUAAACCUCGAAAUGAGUUGACUGAGUACGAAGUAGCCCAAGUGGAAGAGCAUGAAAUUACCACCGGCCCGCUUUCCAUCUUGCAGACUGCAGUCCGUACCCGCACCCAAGUUCUGAUCUCCUGCCGCAACAACCGAAAAUUGUUGGCGCGCGUCAAAGCUUUCGACCGACAUUGCAAUAUGGUUCUCGAGAAUGCAAAGGAAAUGUGGACGGAAACGCCUAGGCUUGCCAAUGGGCAGAAGGGCCGAAAAGUGAACAAGGACAGGUUCAUCAGCAAACUCUUUGUUCGAGGGGAUUCAGUCAUUCUUGUCUUGUUAAGUUAA
This is a messenger RNA of Lindgomyces ingoldianus, 354 nucleotides long. Its product is annotated as small nuclear ribonucleoprotein Sm D2. Gene Ontology annotation, cellular component: U4/U6 x U5 tri-snRNP complex; catalytic step 2 spliceosome; precatalytic spliceosome. Lineage: Eukaryota; Fungi; Ascomycota; Dothideomycetes; Pleosporales; Lindgomycetaceae. The record is from RefSeq and is a predicted model, not a curated record. The transcript has 4 exons. Bases 1 to 354 code for a protein of 117 amino acids. Gene Ontology annotation, molecular function: RNA binding. Gene Ontology annotation, biological process: spliceosomal snRNP assembly; RNA splicing.